AUGAACCGGUCUCGCCGUUUCGUCUCAAAAGGAUAUACUCGCUCUGCGCGCCAGUUCUCAGCGCAUGGUCAGCGGUGCUCGCAAUCAGAUUCUGCCUCAUCCAUUGCAGCUUCAUUUCUUUCUCGGUUUAAUUCCUUGGGUCCUCAGACUCGCACUCAGGUCCUUGAUUCGAACCAGCUCCUGCUCUUAUCUCUCACUCUUAACCGGCCGACUCUACACCCAAACUCACCAGUGCUCACCACUGCUUCGGGGUCAUUGCAGCAAGGGACUCCCCUGCCUGCGGGAUACCAUUUGGUUUAUUUCACUCCAACUUUCUUGGAGACUGAAUUAGGAGCCGAUGGCACAGAUGUCUCGUACAACCCCGAUACACCGUUUACUCGGCGUAUGUGGGCUGGCGGCGAAGUACAAUGGCCACGCGGCCCAGACGGAAUGCCUAAUCCGUUGAGGGUAGGCCAAGAGAUCCAGGAAACGACGAGGGUCCUGAGUGCGGAACCUAAAAUUGUCCGCAGAACUGGGGAGGAGAUGAUAGUUGUAGGGGUGGAGAAGGAGUUUCGAAAUGAGCAUGGCGUAGCUGUGUUGGACAGAAGGAACUGGGUCUUUCGCAAAGCCCUCUCACCGUCAUCAGCAGCAGCAUCAACGAAUCUGCCAGACCCGAUCACACCCUCUGGCCCAGCAUUCUCGAAGACUUCGACAAUAGGCAACGUCCACACACGGACAAUGAAGCAAACGGCAGUCACCCUGUUCCGGUUUUCAGCGCUGACGUUCAACCCACAUAAAAUUCAUUAUUCACUUCCUUGGGCUCGCGACGUAGAGGGCCACAGGGACAUUGUUGUCCAUGGCCCGCUGAACCUCAUCAACAUUCUGGAUCUGUGGCGCGACACGAGGACGGCAACGCUCGCCAGCGAAGCUCCCGAGCUCAUACUUCCUCAGAGUAUCUCCUAUCGGGCGACGAGCCCCUUGUAUGCUGAAGAGGAAUAUCGGAUUAUCCUAGAGGAGGCUAGUACUGGCCAAGGAUCGCUCAUACUGCGUUAG
This is a messenger RNA of Aspergillus fumigatus Af293, 1032 nucleotides long. NCBI's taxonomy places the organism in Eukaryota, Fungi, Ascomycota, Eurotiomycetes, Eurotiales, Aspergillaceae. The record is from RefSeq and is a predicted model, not a curated record.